Molecule: messenger RNA, 805 nt
Organism: Paramuricea clavata
Lineage: Eukaryota; Metazoa; Cnidaria; Anthozoa; Malacalcyonacea; Plexauridae
Source: the annotation of a GenBank genome assembly
AUGAUUAAUGCGCAGCGUGCCCAAGAGGAAGAAUAUUCGCUGCACAUUAUUCGAGAAAAAACAAAAGACAAAUCGAUUUCAAUUGAUGUAGACCUUGGAGGCCAGCCAAAAAGAAUGGAAUUAGACACUGGAGCUACUAAGACAAUCAUAAGUGAAGAAACAUACAACAAACUAAGUAAGAAUUUGACACCACUUCGCAAGACAACAGUGGUUCUUAACACCUAUACCGGAGAGAGAAUUCCAGUAGCGGGCGAAGUAAUGGUUCUAGUACGGUAUGGAAACCAACAGCAUAACUUACCCGCACUUGUGGUCAAAGGCCAAGGUCCAAAUCUGUUUGGACGAGAUUGGUUGCGUGUAAUGAAAAUGAACUGGGCCUUAAUAUUCCAAAUAAAUUAAUGUCAUCCUUGCAGUGAAUUGAAGGAAGUUCUUGAGACCCACAAAGAGGUUUUUACCGACGAAUUAGGUACUUUGUAAUUAAGGAACAACAGCAACAAUCUAUGCAAAUCAAGAUGCACAACUCAAAUUUGUAAGGCUCGGCAAGUUCCUUUUGCUAUGAAAAUUCCACUGGGAUCAAAAAUUAGAGAGGCUACAGCGAGAGGGAAUCAUAUCUCCGGUUGAAUUUUCAGAUUGGGCUUCACCAAUAGCGAGAGUAGCCAAACCAGAUGGAUCGGUCCGCAUAUGUGGUGAUUACAAAGCAACAAUUAACCAAGCUUCGAAACAAGACAACUACCCAAUAUCGAAGAAGGAGGAUCUGCUUACAACCCUUAGUGGAAGCCAAAAAUUCACUAAGUUGGAUAUGUCAUAA